Anarrhichthys ocellatus (wolf-eel) is the source of this 1872-nucleotide messenger RNA. RefSeq names its product melatonin receptor 1C (gene mtnr1c). Bases 85 to 1155 code for a protein of 356 amino acids. The record is from RefSeq and is a predicted model, not a curated record. The transcript has 2 exons. Gene Ontology annotation, biological process: G protein-coupled receptor signaling pathway. Gene Ontology annotation, molecular function: melatonin receptor activity. Lineage: Eukaryota; Metazoa; Chordata; Actinopteri; Perciformes; Anarhichadidae. Gene Ontology annotation, cellular component: plasma membrane.
GUGUAUGUAGAUUUAUUUAAUUUCUUUCCAGCUGUAGGCUACAUCGGAGCAUUCCCACCAUGGCCGCUGCACCCUGAGGGGAAGAUGGAUUUGGAUCUGGAUUUUGGAGAGGUGGUGGAUGAGAACGGGUCGAACUGUUUGUCCCGGAAUGAGAGCGACCGCGGGAUGAGCGCUUCUUCCACCGGGGUGUCCACUGCACUGGCCAGCGUGCUGAUCUUCACCAUCGUAGUAGACAUCCUGGGCAAUGUCCUGGUCAUCCUGUCCGUGUACAUGAACAAAAAGCUCAGGAAUGCAGGCAACAUCUUCGUGGUGAGUUUGUCCAUAGCAGACCUGGUGGUGGCCUUGUACCCCUACCCUCUGGUCCUGACAGCCAUCUUCCAUGAUGACUGGACCAUGGGUGACCUGCACUGCCAGGCAAGCGGCUUCAUCAUGGGCCUGAGCGUCAUCGGCUCCAUCUUCAACAUUACGGCCAUCGCCAUUAACCGGUACUGCUACAUCUGCCACAGCCUCCACUACGACCGGUUGUACAGUCUGAGGAACACCUGCUGCUACGUGGGCCUCACCUGGCUCUUGACCGCACUCGCCACAGUGCCCAACUUCUUUGUUGGCUCGCUGCAGUACGACCCACGUAUCUACUCCUGCACCUUCGCCCAGACGGUCAGCUCAUACUACACCAUCUCAGUGGUGGUCAUUCACUUUCUGAUCCCCCUGCUGGUGGUGUCCUACUGCUACAUGAGGAUAUGGGUGCUGGUGAUUCAAGUGAAACAUCGAGUUAAACCGGAGCAAAGGACCAAACCCAGUGAUGUGAGGAACUUCCUGACUAUGUUUAUGGUGUUUGUGUUGUUUGCAGUGUGCUGGGCUCCACUGAACCUCAUAGGUCUGGCAGUAGCUAUAAACCCAGUGAAAGUUGCACCCAACAUACCUGAGUGGCUCUUUGUCAUGAGCUACUUCAUGGCGUACUUCAACAGCUGCCUCAACGCCGUCAUAUAUGGCCUGCUAAACCAAAACUUCCGCAAAGAAUACAAGACAAUUCUUCUUGCUCUUUGCUUCCCACGUUUGCUCCUCGUGGAGACCUCCAGGUGUGCCACAGAGGGACUGAAGAGUAAGCCUACGCCAGCUUUUACAAACAAUAAUGUAGCAGAGAAAAAUGUAUAAUCUUGAAGUUUUACUGGGAAACUUCGAUUAAGUUUCUGCGGAGCCUCAUUGUGGAUGUGUGCCAUAUUUCAUCCAGUGCCUUUCAUAAGAUUUGUGUGAUUUUUCUAGUUGUAAAGAUUUCAUUUUCCUUUUCGAACAUGACACACCAUUCCCUCGUGUUAAGAGGAAAACAUUUGAUCACCACUACAUUGUGCUCUCUUUGUGAUCCUGCACUCUAUUUAAAGACAGACCACCUGUUUAACAAGCAAGAAAUUGUCUGUAUUUCAGUCACUUCACACUGGAUAGCUUGUUAUUUGUUAUCUUAAAUGCAGCAUUAAUGGUGGAAGAUUCUAACGGUUGGUUGUUUUCCUUCAAAGUACCCCUGUAUCUGACACACUGUAGCUUCUGUGAAAGCUAAGGUGAAGUUCGCAUUCCGUAUUUCAUCCUGAGUGCGUAUGAAUAUCUCAGGCUCCUCCUCACUGGGAAUGUAGCCUGUAUUAAUUCACCAUGAUGCUGGUUCACCCUCAGGCUUGUCUUCUGAGCGAUGAUGCCCUCAUAAAAAAAAACAGUGUGAAGAAAUGUCUGAAACGGACUUUGUGUGUUAAUGGAAGAAUAUGUGCCUUGUUGCCUGUAAAGUUUUAUUCUCUCUCAGUUUCAGUCAUUUUUUUCUGGUAAACAAAACUGUCUUUUAACUGCCUCAACUAUUGCAUGGAUCAAUUUAUCGGACUAAAAUGAUCA